Benincasa hispida (wax gourd) is the source of this 1722-nucleotide messenger RNA. RefSeq names its product Inositol 1,3,4-trisphosphate 5/6-kinase family protein. NCBI's taxonomy places the organism in Eukaryota, Viridiplantae, Streptophyta, Magnoliopsida, Cucurbitales, Cucurbitaceae. Gene Ontology annotation, biological process: inositol trisphosphate metabolic process. Gene Ontology annotation, cellular component: cytoplasm. Gene Ontology annotation, molecular function: inositol-3,4,5,6-tetrakisphosphate 1-kinase activity; inositol-1,3,4-trisphosphate 6-kinase activity; ATP binding. The record is from RefSeq and is a predicted model, not a curated record.
AAAAUCUGUCUAUAAAUAACCCAUCUCCACUUCCACCUUAUACCUCCUCCUCCUCUUCUUCUCCUGAACAUUUUUCUUUUGGUUCUUUGAAUCUAAUUUUCUUCCCCGUUUUUCUUCUCUUUUCUUCCGCCAUUUGAACUCCGUUACUCCUCAAUUCCCUGCAUUUUCUACGCUUCUUUCCAUUUUCUUCUCCGUUUCUCGUUCGAUUUGCACGCACUGAAUUUGUCGGAGGAAGAAAUUAUGAGGUUGAAGGAAGAUUCGCCUUACAACGCCAACGAAGGCGCACCUGAAAUGGAAGAAACGGUGUCGCUUCAGUCUAGGUUUUCGAAUGCCCAUCAAAGGAAGGUGGUUGUUGUUGGCUAUGCUCUUACCUCCAAGAAGACCAAGAGUUUUAUGAAGCCUAAGCUUGAAGGAUUAGCUAGGAACAAAGGUAUAUUGUUUGUUGCAAUUGAUCAAAACAGACCUCUGUCGGAUCAGGGUCCUUUUGACAUUGUUUUACACAAGUUGUCAGGAAAAGAGUGGCGUCAGAUUCUCGAGGAAUACAGACAAACACACCCAGAAGUGACUGUCCUAGAUCCUCCAGAUGCGAUACAGCAUUUACACAAUCGGCAAUCUAUGCUUCAAGCAGUUGCUGACAUGGACUUAUGUGAAUCUUAUGGCAAAGUAGGUGUUCCAAAACAAUUAGUCAUAAAGAAAGAUGCAUCGUCCAUUUCUGAUGCAGUGGUGAAUGUCGGGCUAAAACUUCCUCUUGUUGCUAAACCGUUGGUUGCUGAUGGAAGUGAAAAGUCCCAUCAACUAUCUCUAGCUUAUGAUAAGUACUCCCUCCAAAAGCUUGAGCCUCCUCUUGUUCUCCAGGAGUUUGUCAACCAUGGAGGUGUCAUGUUUAAGGUCUUCAUUGUUGGUGAAGCUAUAAAAGUGGUCAGACGUUUUUCUUUACCAAAUGUUAGCAUGUGGGAGGUAUUGAAAAGUGCUGGCAUCUAUCGUUUCCCAAGAGUUUCUCAUGCUGCAGCAUCUGCUGAUGAUGCAGAUCUAGACCCUUGUGUUGCUGAACUUCCUCCACGACCUCUAUUAGAGAGACUAGCAAAGGAACUCAGACGUAGACUGGGGCUUCGUUUAUUCAAUCUGGACAUUAUUCGAGAGUAUGGAACUAGAGAUCACUAUUAUGUCAUUGAUAUCAACUACUUCCCUGGGUAUGGGAAAAUGCCGGAAUAUGAACACAUAUUUACAGACUUCCUGUUGGGCUUGGUGCAGAGCAAGUACAAGAAAAGAACAACUUAUUAGAAAAUUCUUUGAUUCUCAUACGGUCACGUUCAGUACUCUCCAGAUUAUAACAGAACUCUAGAAUAAGCGGCACAAGGGCCAGCCUCUAGCAACUCAUACAAUCUUUUACUUGGCUGAAGGAUGGGAGAAGAGAAGCCUAGCUAGUAGGUGCUUUGGUAUGAAAUUGAUUUACUUAAAAUCUGUCCUUUGGUUUUAAGCCAAUUAUCUAAUGUUAUGCUCGCUCACAAAGUUGACGAGUUUGCAGUUUGGAAGGUGUAAAUAAUGCCUUUUUGACUUUGCAUCAAUUAGCCAAAUUUGAACUAAUUUUCUUUGGGGUCCCUUGUUGCUUCUGUUGGGAGUUACUAGAAUGACUGUAAAUAUUUCUAAGGUAGAAAAAGGAAGUGUUAAGGAUCGAAUGUAAAUUUUGUUUUAGAAAAAGAAUCAAUUAACGCUUAUAAGUUA